This is a messenger RNA of Mytilus californianus (California mussel), 1825 nucleotides long. RefSeq lists its product as uncharacterized. The coding region runs from base 291 to 1256 and encodes 321 amino acids. The record is from RefSeq and is a predicted model, not a curated record. The transcript has 2 exons. NCBI's taxonomy places the organism in Eukaryota, Metazoa, Mollusca, Bivalvia, Mytilida, Mytilidae.
AGAUACAGAUGCCAGGAUUUCUCUAAUAUUAGUUUAAACGAAUAAAGAUAUACAACAUCAUAAGACGUCAACAAUGUAAAUAGGGUACUUUCGAUUAACAUUCAACAUUGAAGUUACUUCCGUAUUACGAAUCUACAACAGACAUAUGUGUGAAAGUCUGAAAAUGGCGGGAAACAGUAUAAACAGUAAAAGCACCAUAGACGUCAUCACAAUUGAUAUAAGCAAUAAAGCAUUAGGAGGGUAAAUGUAGACUGUGACAAACUGCAACUGACUGAUCAAAUUUUACAGAUAUGGCAUGUUCACUUUACCUGGGAUUUGAACCCGUUGAGCGCCCUCAAUGGCGAAAAGCAAACCCGAACAAUGAUUCGAUACCAACAGUUUCCACAAUGAUCGCUCAGAUUCUGGAAUACAAAAGGGCAUGGCUGAAGUUAAAAAAGAGAAAGAAGGAAAAGUAUGAGACAGUUCAACAAGAGAUGUAUUUAGAAUUCUUGUAUCAAAUACAAGUUGGAGAGGACAUUGGAAUUCUUCAUAGGAGAACUUUCGAUGAGAUUGUUAACGAUGAAAAUGUUAAAAUGGUCCAAAAACGAGGACUCAAACGACAACAUUCAAACUCUGGAAAAGAGAAUCUUUCUAGAUAUAAAUGUAGAAAAUCUGACUCAAUCAAUUCUUUGGAAGAUAGAAUGGAAAAGUAUACAUUGUCGUGUUCACAGGCGAGCAACAACUCUACUUACGACGAUGCGUUAAAUGGCGGGAGUUUGAGCAGUAAUGAAAAUAGCUUGCCAAGUUCUCAAGAUGCCCAGAUAUACAUUAUGAAUUCUCAACAUGAGCAAACUAAGGCAACCGAAACAAUCAACUUGCUAAGGGGAUACCAUCAUUUGAAAAACGAACUACAGAAGAUACCAAAAGAAGAAAGACCCGGAUAUGUAGGAUUAAUUGAUGUCGAGACCUGUAUCAAAAGUUGCCACGAGAUUCUGAUGUGCAAUUUAAUGGACAAAAAGAAGACACCUGCUGGGAAAUUUAGCGUUUUACCUAGAUCAGCUGAAUUUGAAGGGAUGCAAUACAUGUAUCCCUCUUAUAAAACAGAGGAUGUAGCUUUCGAAGCUUUGCAGGCAGUGGUUGACCAGUAUAACACAAUGAUUACAGAAGUAUCCAAGAUAGACGAUGAAACGGAAAAGCUUAACAAUUCUUUUAAAUGUGCAUCAGUUUUACUUUUUAGUUUCCUGAUGUUACAUCCGUUUUCUGAUGGAAAUGGCUGACUAGCUCGUCUGCUUUGUAACCAUUGCUUGAAAACGUUCUGUCCAUUCCCAACGGCUGUUUACAACAACGUCUCCCCAACCACAAGAAGUGAUUAUUUAAGAGCUCUUAUAAAUGCUAGAGAAGGACUUAAUCUGAGUCCAUAUCAGAUCCAGUUCCCGGAUGAUUCAAUCAGAGAAGCUUUAUCAGUACUGGAACAAAAACCUGCCGAACUAUGUUCCUUAAUCAUUGAGAGCAACUGGUUCACAUGGCGUUACUUUUUAAGGAAAUUAGGAAUUAGCAUCCCCUUACUUGAUUUUGAAGUGGUAGAUUAGAAAAUGUUAUGUAAUUAUGGUAAUACUUAAUAGUAAUAAAACGUUAUCUUUUGUUUUUAUAAAAAUAUUGCAGGGUUAGAGAAAAAAAAUUUCAAUAGUUUCCGUUCAAUCAUUUUAUAAUGUUUAUAAACAUUCAAAUGUUGAUUAAUUCAAUAGACCUUGGAGAUAUCAGAGAUUAAGACUAUAAUAUGUAUUUUUUAUGGAUUUAAAGUUUGAGAUUGCGCGUUCCUGAUGAAGUUAAAUCCAGAAAGCGCUUC